Messenger RNA from Phaeodactylum tricornutum CCAP 1055/1, 1575 nucleotides. RefSeq lists its product with no specific name. NCBI's taxonomy places the organism in Eukaryota, Bacillariophyta, Bacillariophyceae, Surirellales, Neidiaceae. Gene Ontology annotation, molecular function: protein binding. Bases 256 to 1575 code for a protein of 439 amino acids. The transcript is spliced from 3 exons. The record is from RefSeq and is a predicted model, not a curated record.
CGUUCGUGUGGCAUCGUUCGUCAACUGUUUCCCGUUCUCCUUAAGCGAAAACUAGUCCGUUUCCGUCGUGUGUGAUAGACGCGGACCCCAAGCGUGGCUGAAACCGCCGUGACUGGGUUGUGUUUGCUUGUGUGCUUCGUGUGUGUGUGUGUGUGUAGGAGAGUGAGUAAGUGAGUGAAGACCAGUCCGUCAUCGACUUCAUCACGGCCGCCGGUAGCCCACUCCUGUUUGCUCCUCUCCCGAGUCGCCAGUAGUAUGGUCUUGACGGAUCGACAACGAGCGGAUCUACACGCUGGCAUUUACGAGUAUCUCCAAUCCCGUGGUGACGCGUACCAAAAAGUAGUGGAGGCCUUGGCGCAAGCCGACCCCGAAUGUACCAUCCCGCACACCACUACUACCAGCAACGGCAGUAGUGCCGGCCUGACGAAGACACCGCUCCUGGAGAAAAAGUGGACCGCUAUUCCGAGACUACAGAAAAAGGUCCUCGAGUUGGAGCGACAGGCAUCGCACCACGCUAAAAUACACGCCCAUCGAUCUGCCGCUGGUAGCGGCGGCGGGGCACUGGAGGCGAACGACGGUGCGGGAGGCGCACGUCGCCUACUACCACGAUUACCCUGUCAACAUACACUACAGGGGCACUCGUCUGUCGUGACCUGUGUGCGGGUACAUCCCGUAUUUACUGUUGUAGUGAGCGGGUCCGAAGAUGGAAGCGUCAAGGUGUGGGAUCACGAAAGUGGCGAAUACAUACGAACACUGAAAGGGCACACCAACACUGUCAAUGGACUAGCAUUUACCCCCACAGGAUCACAUUUGGCGUCGUGCUCCACAGAUCUUUCAAUUAAGCUUUGGGACUUUCAAACGUACGCGUGCAUUAAAACGCUACGUGGCCACGAUCACACCAUUUCGUCCGUAGUCUUUCUACCCUUCGGUGGCGACUUGCUGACGACCACCAAAUGCAAACGCUUGCUAUCGGCCUCCCGUGAUUGUACCGUCAAAGUGUGGGACUUGGAAACCGGUUUCUGUGACCAAACAAUUCACGAUCACAACGAUUGGGUCCGGACUCUGGCAACGCGGGCCGACGGCUCCGUUUGGGCCUCCGCCGGAAACGAUACCGUUAUUUACGUAUACGAACAAGAUCGUAUGAAAAAGGCCGUAGAAUUGCGCGGCCACGAGCAAGUGGUGGAGUCCAUAGCCUUUUUGACGCAGGAUACAAUACCCAAGAACAACGCACAACGUCCCUCGAAGCACAUAGAAACGGUCCGUGAUUAUUUGGUGUCGGGAUCGCGGGAUCGGACCGUGCGGUUGUGGAAAGUAUCCGAGGCUUCCUGUUUGAUGGUGCUAAAGGCACACGACAAUUGGGUUCGCAGCGUCCUCAUCCAUCCCAACGGCAACUACAUAUUGUCAUCUUCCGACGACAAAUCCAUUCGCGUGUUCGACAUUAAGAAUGAACGUUGUUUACGAACACUGGAAAAUGCGCACAACCAUUUUGUAUCGAGUUUGGAUAUGCACGCUACAUUGCCCAUACUGGUAUCUGGUAGCGUCGAUCAAACAAUUCGAUGCUGGCCGCUGGAUUAG